Molecule: messenger RNA, 1234 nt
Organism: Tarenaya hassleriana
Lineage: Eukaryota; Viridiplantae; Streptophyta; Magnoliopsida; Brassicales; Cleomaceae
Product: short-chain dehydrogenase reductase 3b-like
Exons: 2
Coding region: 196-981 (261 amino acids)
Source: RefSeq, a predicted model, not a curated record
ACAUUUCCUUUAGGAAUUCUUCUAAAUGUUGUAUGUGUUUCUUUAAAAAAAUUUGUUUAUAGAUAUUGUAUCUACGCUUAACAGUUUUUCCAUUUCAAAUAGCAGCACACACAGAUCCUAAUCGCAGCAUAAACUCAUUUGUAGUUCUUAUUAAUUAAGACAUAAGUCUUUUCAUCUCUCCUUUGUGCUUCAACGAUGUCCGGACACAGGUUGGAGGGCAAAAUCGCAAUUAUUACCGGCGGAGCGAGCGGCAUAGGAGCCGAGGCCGCCAGACUGUUCGCUGGACACGGCGCUCGGGUCGUGAUCGUGGAUGUCCAAGACAAGUUGGGACGAAAAGUCGCCGUCUCCAUAGGAGAAGACCGAGCCACUUACUACCGUUGUGAUGUAACGGACGAGGCGCAGGUCGAAAACGCCGUCAAGUUCACCGUCGACAAAUACGGACGGCUCGACAUUCUCUUUAGUAACGCCGGUAUCAUGGAACAGUUCGGGAGCAUCCUUGACCUGAACCUCGCCCAUCUCGACAGGACCAUGGCCGUCAAUCUCCGUGGCUCGACCGCCUUCAUCAAGCACGCGGCCCGUGCCAUGGUGGCGAGCGGAAUCCGUGGCUCGAUCGUCUGCACGACGAGCGUGGCAGCCGAGAUAGCAGGAGCGGGACCGCAUGCGUACACGGCGUCGAAGCACGCGCUCGUGGGUCUGGUCAAGUCGGCUUGCGGCGAGCUGGGAAGGCACGGAAUCAGGGUUAACGGCGUCGCGCCGUUCGGGGUGGCCACCGGAAUAACUAGCGAUGGUACGGCCGAAGGCGACAAGAAUGUGGAGGGCUUGAUCGCCGCGUCGGGGAACCUGAAGGGCGUUGUGCUGAAGACUCGCGACGUGGCGGAGGCAGCGCUUUUCCUGGCUUCCGACGAGUCGGUUUACAUUAGUGGCCAGAACCUCGUCAUUGACGGCGGUUACUCGGUGGUCAAGCAACUUCCAUCCGCCUAAUAAAAACCUAUCUCUUUUUCCCUUUUUCCAGAUAAAUAAAUUAUAAGGUCCGAUGACUGUCCAAUAAAAUUUCGUUAUCCUAUUGUGUAAGAUCUUAACCAAGCCCAUCUCCAACCAGUUUUUAUCAUAAACGAGCGUAUUCGUUUUGCCCAUAAUAUUUUAAGGAUGACCCAUAACCGCAAAACCCCCAACCGACUAAAUGUAAUAGACGUGACACGGAAAUAAAAAAAAGACGUGACACACAUUAUUGUUA